AUGGCCAUGGACCCAAUAACAGCCCCCGUUAGACUUACUAUCGAGCAACUGCGGCAUGUGGUCAACAAUUACCCCAUCAUCGACAACCACGCGCACAACCUUAUUUUGCCCGCACACAUCAAUACGAUACCGUUCGAAACGAUAACUACGGAAGCCCAGGGACGAGCCUUACGAGACACGUUCAAAUCGCUUUCGCAUUUGCGAGCGGCCAGACAACUACGUCAACUUUACGAAUGCGCUGAGGGUGCAGACUGGGAGGACAUCUUGGAGCAGAGGAUUGAGUGGCUGCGGAGCAACUCUGAACGCUUGCAUGAGCGAUGCUUCGAAAACAUUCACGCUCUCCUCAUCGACGACGGGCUCGCUGCGCCCGAGCAGGUCUUUCCUUAUGAUUACCAUGACCGUUAUACGAAGGCGCCCACUAAGCGUAUUGUGCGAAUUGAGACAGUCGCUGAGCGCUUGAUGGAAAGUCUUGUACGAGAUGCGUCAGAAGAUGAUUUGGCAAAGACCAAGUUUCUACCCAAGACCUGGACCAACUUUACCGAUGAAUUCGAGCGUGAGAUCCAGGAUGCCAUUGAAGACAAAAACGUUGCUGGCUUUAAAUCUGUCGUCUGCUAUCGUACCGGUCUCGACGUUGAGCCGGACUAUGAGCAAGCUGCGAAAAUGGUCGGACACCCGUUCGAACGCUACGUCAAGAGCUGCGUUCGCAAGCGCAUCUAUAGGAUCGAGAAAAAGCCUCUGAAUGACUACCUGGUGUUACGAACAUUGGAGAUACUGUCCGAGCGACUACCUCAUGCGGACUCGCUUGCAAAGCCAUUCCAGCUGCAUACUGGGUUGGGAGACAAUGACAUCAGUCUCUUGGAAGCAAACCCAUCGUUUCUCCAGCCCUUGAUUGAAAACUACCCGCAAGUGCCUUUUGUGCUGCUCCACUCGGCGUAUCCAUAUACGCGCGAAGCAGGCUAUCUUGCAACAGUAUAUCGGCAUGUGUAUCUCGAUAUUGGCGAAGUGUUUCCCAUGAUUAGCAGAGAUGGUCAGGCAACAGUUCUACGACAAGCCAUGGAGCUAGUACCUGGGAGUAAACUCUUGUACUCUUCUGAUGGCCAUUGGUUUCCGGAGACGUUCUGGUUGGCAAAUGCACAGUUUCGUGAAGUGUGGCUUGAUAUACUUAUCGAAUACAUUAAAAAAGGUGACCUCACCCCACAACAGGCCAUUGGUAUGACCAAGGAUAUCAUGUUCAACAACGCGAAUGUGGUGUACGAUCUGCGCUACGAGGCUACGUUUGAUGAGACUAUACAAGCCCCCCCGAAGCAAUUGACAUACAACACGAAGCCAAGUACAGCCUCACCUUUUCGAUCCCCAGCAGUUACGCCAGGUCCAAGCACAGGUUUGUACAGUCAAACUCCAACUUCCGAUAGGCAAAUCAGUCCACCUGUCUCUCCAUACGCACAACCAGCCUUCCCCCCUCCACCAAAGGUACCGCAAGUCUACGACAUUGAAAAGUUUGACUAUUUCAUGGAGCAGAAUCCAACCGUCAAGUUCAUCUAUGUGCAAUGGCUUGACUACACAGCUACAAUUCGUACCCGCAUUGUGCCCAUCAAGGAGUUUACGCGUAUGAUCAGCGAGGGCGAGCGCAUCGGCAUCUCUCAGGGAAACACUGGAACUCUGCAAAACGACCAUACAACACACGUGGUAAACACAACCGGGCAAAUCUACGUAGAACCAGACUUGCGCUCCCUCCGACCAACACACAACAAGGACCCCCUCCCAGCAGCAACGGUACUCAGCUACUGGCGCUCCGAAAACGGCGUCCCCCUCCCGUCCGACCCGCGGAACAACUUGGAGAUACUCAUCAACGAACUCCAAUACAACCACGCAACCACGCUCCUCGUGGGUUUCGAGAUUGAAGUCACCUUUCUAUCCCGCAACCCACCUUCCGCACCCACCAACCCCUUCCAAGCAGACCCUUACUCGCCCCUCACCAAGGAACACGCUUGGGGUACCCUCACACCCUCGCAAUGGCUCCAGCUCCCUUUCCUGAGUGAAAUCGUGCUAGCGCUCGAGCAAAUGGAAAUCGAUGUGCAGCAAUUCCAUGCCGAGUCCGGAAAAGGCCAGUACGAAUUUGUGCUCCCGCCUCAACCGCCUCUCCUCGCCGUCGACACGUUGAUUCAGGCUCGUCAGGUGAUUGCGCAGAUAGCCAGCCUACAUGGCUUGAGAGCGACACUGCAUCCCAAGCCGUUUGAGGGCAUCGGCACGGCCGCUCACGCCCACGUUAGCUUGCACCCGCCGGACCGCGAUAUGCACUUCUUUGUAGGCGGCGUGUUGAAACAUCUACCUGCGCUUUGUGCAUUUAGUAUGCCAGAGGAAGUAGCAUGGGGUACUCAAAACCGCGAAACGCCACUUCGCCGCAUCCACUCAGGUCACUGGGAACUACGGUCCAUGGACGGCCUGGCAAACGUCUACUUUGCCCUCUCUGCUAUCCUUGCCGCAGGUCUCCUUGGUCUCGCUUCCGCCCCGACGACGCCCACAGACUUGCCGCGCGAUAUCCCCGUCAACCCGGCUUCCCUGAACAAGCACGAAUUGGCCGAGUACGGUGUGACGAGGAAGAUGCCUAGGGACGUUUUCGAGGCGCUGGUGGCACUGGAGAAGGAUGCGGAGUUCAGAGAGGCAUUGCCAGGAGCCAUGGUAGAGAGCUAUCUUGUGAUGAAGAGGGAGGAGCUGAGAAUGCUGGGAGACAUGUCAGAAGUGGAGCGGAGGGUCUUUUUGAUUGAAAGAUACUAG
Messenger RNA from Pyrenophora tritici-repentis Pt-1C-BFP, 2775 nucleotides. NCBI's taxonomy places the organism in Eukaryota, Fungi, Ascomycota, Dothideomycetes, Pleosporales, Pleosporaceae. The record is from RefSeq and is a predicted model, not a curated record.